AUGACGGAACAUGAAGAUGUUGAAAUCGGCCGUUGUAUCUGGAACCACAUCCAUAAAAACUGCACGACUUCAUACGAGACCAGUUCCCUUUUCUUUCAAAACUGGCGGCGAGACGCGCUUCCCGGUGAAAUCGGCUACAAAAACAACAUCGACGCAGAAAAAGACCUGAAAAUUAAGACACUCGACAAUGCAAUUUCUCUCCAUGCAAUCAAGCAGCCAGAAUCGCAAAAAGCAGUCAGGAUCAAAAUAUUGAAAAGAAGGAUUCAGAAGAUGAUUGGAAAGACUGCGCUGUUGCGGCCAAGAGAUUCCGGGAACUUGGUUGAUAAAGGACUCAACGAUUGCGUCUGGCAUGAAGUCAGAAAUUUAAACAAUGAGCAUGCUCCAGCAAUUUACCAAAACGCCCCGAACCCCGGGUCGAAACUUCACAAGCCUUGGCCUGAAAUUCUCCGAAAAACAGACACUUUCAUCCCUGGAACUCAACUUCACUCAACCCUUUACAAAUGCGUCAACUCAAAGGGAAUAUCAAUUCUGCGCCCUGGAAUGGACGAUUUUGGCUGGAAAUUGAGCCUGACUCAUGCUCGAUUUAGCGACUUUUUCAUGAGAGAAAACGGCGAAAUCGGACAAGACCAGUCGAAAUACCGAAAAUUGACGCUGAUUGUGCCACUGUACAAACGCCAGUCGGCUUUUAUCCGAUUCAUCAAAAACUACGCCAAACUUCUCGAAAGUCUUCCAAAUCUUCAUCUUGUCGUGGCAAUUUCAGGAGACGAGAUUGAGAGACAAAAUAUUGCUGAAAUCAUGGAGGAGAAUAUUUCCGAAAAUUUUCUUCACUCGAAUGCUCGAAUGAAUUCCUGUAAGGUUCCUUUUGACAAGGCUCAUUGUCUCCAAGUUGCCAUCGAUGCUCUUGAAGAACAAGAUCUCUUUUUCGUUUACGAUGUCGACAUUUUAGUGACCAAGAAUUUUAUAAAGAGAGUCCUAGCGCUUGGCAACGACUUUGUCUACUUCCCGACCUUGUUCAGUCAAUACGAGCUGACGAAUCAUGAAGACUUUAAAAUUUCCGAGUCGAAUGGAUUCUGGCGCUCUCACGGAGUCGGUCCAGUUGCAAUGACGAAAAGGACGUAUCUUUCUUCCGAUGGCUACAAUCAAAACAUCCACGGCUGGGGAAAUGAAGACACCGAGCUUUACGAUGAUUUCAUCAAAAGAGGCAUAAAAUUUGUCAGGUCUCAUGAUGAAGGGAUUUUUCACCCGUGGCACAGCAAAAAUUGCACAGGUCUUUCGAACGAAACUGGUCAAUUUCAAGCCUGUGUGAAAAUCAACAAGGAACACACUUGCGGACAGACAGCACUUGCUCAAAAAUACCUUUCUCAAUUGAAGUUUUUUAAUAAAAUGCGCCUCUAG
Oikopleura dioica is the source of this 1395-nucleotide messenger RNA. NCBI's taxonomy places the organism in Eukaryota, Metazoa, Chordata, Appendicularia, Copelata, Oikopleuridae. The record is from the annotation of a GenBank genome assembly.